ACGAAGACAUUGUUUUAUCAUUGGGGCCGUUUGUUAACACACGGAUUUCUAGCAUAGCGUUUUCUGGACUUCUGAUUCACUCGGUAUAAAUUUAAAGGUGUCAUGCCUAGAAUAGAGACUGGAACAAAAUUCCUUUUGCUCGCCAUUGUGGCUGUCUUUGGACUAUAUCAGAUUUACGUCUACGUUGGAAAAACCCAACCCAACAGGCCGCUCUCCUUUACGCCAAGCCACCUAGACCUGCACAAAAACCCCGUUGUACUCGAGAAGACCUAUGCCCGACACGCCGAGGAAAACCCUGAGACCUUGACCCAGAUUAAGCUCCUCAGAGCUCAAGUUCAGAGUUUUAAUGAAACAGUGCAGACGCUGUGGAAACGACUUAAUGUACAAGAGGCUAAAGCUCAAGAGGUCAAAGUUCAAGAGGUCAAGGUUAAGCCUAUCGUAAACGUGGUGCCGUCCUUUCCGAAUGAAUCCCUCCCAAGGCCACAAAACUGCGUCCAUUUAGCUAAAGCUCCACCUGGGGUCACCAUCUGCACUCACGACGCUAAAGAGGACGUGUGGAUAUCCGGUGCUAUCCAGGGUAACAGAUUGUGGGAGGAUGAUUUAAUGACGUACAUGAUGAAAGUCUUGAGGGAGCACCCCAACAUGCAGCUUGUGGACCUCGGCGCCAACGUGGGUGAGUACACACUGAUGGCCGCGUCCCUGGGCAGGCACGUUGUGGCCGUGGACAUCCUGGACAGCAACAUCCAGCUGCUCCAGCACUCGCUCAAGCUCAGCAACUUGUCGCACCUGGUUACCGUCGUCAAGAACGCCAUCUACAGGGACCGCAGCUUGAAGCUGGGCUUUAAAACUUACUCAGGAAAUAUAGGAGGGACAGCUGUUGUUGAGAACUCAACCGCCGGCGACAUUGUCCAGUCAAUUUGUCUGGACGACCUGAUUCCUCUGGUCAAGUCUAAGUCUGUCUACGUCAAGAUGGACAUCGAAACAUCGGAGCACCACGCACUGGCUUGUGGGAAGGAAUUUUUUUCUUCCCUUGACGUGAAAGUCAUACAGAUGGAGUGGAGCGGGAAGACGGAGCAAGCGGCCAAAGAAAUUGGAGAGUUCGCUGACAAGUUUGGCUACACGACACACGUGUUGAGUGCCGGGCAGCUCAGGCCGAAGGACAUUGAUGUCCAGUUUCGUGGCGAUUAUAUUUUUGUAAAAAAUUAAUUGGUGUUUUAAUAAUAUUGAGAGUUCGCUGACAAAUUUGGCUACACGACACACGUGUUGAGGGCUGGGCAACUCGGGCCGAAGGACAUUGAUGUUCUGUUUCGUGGCGAUUAUAUUUUUGUAAAAAAUUAAUUGGUGUUUUAAUAAUAUUGAUAACCCUGAACAGCUCAAGACACUUUUUAAAAAAUCAGAUGUGGAACUACUAGCCAAUAAUUAAAGUCCUUUGUAAAAAUUAAAAGAUGUAAUGAUAAAUUUUAAGAAGUUCAAACAUUAGUAAUAUUACCUAGGCCUUUUCAACGAAAGUCAUCAUUUGUUAACUUGGCUUAAUCAUAAAGUUGGAAAUACCUGAGGAACAAAAAGCUGCAUUUACUCUUCCCCACCGGACCCGAUUAGGGCGGCUCUAUAAUUUCGCUCCACAGUUCAGGCUUCGUUUUCACGAUAACGUCUCUAUGACUUUCCAGAUCACUAGUUGCUUUGUCGUAUGGCUCCAUUGUCUAAUAGACCAAUGGAUGAUUGCACAUUAAAAAUCCAAACACAAAGCCCGGCCUACGCUGAGAAGAGCCAGGUGUUGCCCAUGUACAAGGCUUUUCUCUUUACUUAGAUGAUGGGCCCAAACAGCCCAUUAUAAUUUUUUACAAUCGUUUCGCCAAACUAUUGUGGUACAGUUUAUACUAAGAAGAUGUUUUCUUGUUUUCAUUUUCUCUAACUCUGAAUUACAAUUGUGGGUAUAUAUUAAUAUAGCACAGUAUAAUAAUAAUAAUAAUUUCUUCUUCAUCUUCUUCGUUUUAAAUGUAAUGUUGGAUUGAAUUUCCCACAACUCAGUUAAACAAUAUUGCGUGUUAACGUGUAUUACACCAAAUAGGUUACAGGUUUAGCAGAUUACAAGUUUAGCAGGUCACAGAUAUACCAGGUUACAGGUAUAUCAGAAUACAGAUAUACCAGGUUACAGGUAUAUCAGAAUACAGA
Messenger RNA from Physella acuta, 2172 nucleotides. RefSeq lists its product as uncharacterized. NCBI's taxonomy places the organism in Eukaryota, Metazoa, Mollusca, Gastropoda, Physidae. The record is from RefSeq and is a predicted model, not a curated record.